UCCUGCCUGUGCUGGGAUCUGGGUAGGGCAGCCCUGGGCAGGCUGGCCGGUAUUUCCCCAGCUGUGAAAUAAGGGAUGCUGCUGCCGCUGUCGUGCACUGCAGCGUGCCGGUUGCCCUGCAGAGGAGGAGGAGGAGGAGGAGGAGGAGGACGAGGGCUUUUGCUGGUGUUGAGGCGGUAGUAGGCGAGGCACGCGGUUUUGGUCGCUGUGUGUUCAGCAGCGCAGCACAAGGAAGUGCGUUGGCUUUGGCCUCUGUUGGUUUCACACUUUCAUUUUCCAGCUCCAGAUGAAAUAGCAGGUCUUCGUUCCCCUCAGACUGAUGAUCCAAACUGUAGUGCUGUUAAUGUAACAUCCAUUGUCUGUCUACGAGUGGCUGUUUGGUCAGCAGUAGGUGAAGAUAGUUUUCACGGACUUGUGAUAAGGAGGGUAAGGUGUGCCCAUGUUAAUGUCAAGCCACAUCCCUCUCCAAGCCCGAGUGACAUUUUUUCUGCAUGCAGUAGGUGUUUACAGAUGUGCUUUCCUAGAUCUUAUCAACGAAGGGUAACUGGGUGGGAAUGUUUUGCCUGCCUCAACAAACUUCCCAAGAGCCACUUAACAACUGCCAAGAUCUCCAGUGCAACCACGCAUUAUAUAAACACGAGAAAUGCCAGAAGAUAUAGACGACAGAGGAAAAACCACCCUGUCCUGAGAGUGAGGCCUAUAUUUGCAUAGUUUUUGGCUUAGUUGUGGAAUUUGCCAUCCAAGAAUUAUCUUCCUUAGUUGUGACAAUUUAUUACCUGUUUGUCUUCGAUGGGGCAACGAAUUCACUUUGUGGUUGACCCUCAGGGUUGGUUCUGCAUGGGCCUAAUUAUCUUCGUCUGGCUGUACAAUACAAUCUUCAUUCCAAAGGUCAUCCUUUUUCCUCAUUAUGAAGAGGGAAAUAUUUCAGUUGUGGCCGUUUUGUGUUAUUACUUCUGCUCAUUGUUUUGUAUAGCUUCAUUGUUUAGAGCCUCAGUAGCAGAUCCAGGAAAACUGCCUGAAAACCCAAAGAUACCAAUUACAGAACGAGAACGUUGGGAGUUGUGCUACAAAUGCAAUAUGAUGAGACCAAAGCGUUCACACCACUGCAGUCGCUGUGGACAUUGUGUGAGGAGGAUGGAUCACCACUGUCCAUGGAUUAAUAAUUGUGUUGGUGAAGACAAUCACUGGCUGUUUUUACAGCUGUGUUUCUACACCCAGAUCCUUAGUUCCUAUACGCUGAUACUUGACUUCUGCCAUUACUACUACUUUUUGCCUCUAAAGAAAGAAAACUGGGACGUGUUUGUAUUUAGACAUGAACUUGCUCUCCUAAGAAUAUCUGCCUUCAUGGGUCUAAUAAUAUUAGGUGGAAUAAGCCGACUCUUUUACACUCAGCUAAUUGGUAUUUUCACUGACACUACAAGUAUAGAAAAAAUGUCAAACUGUUGUGAAGACAUAUCGAGGCCCCGAAAGCCAUGGCAGCAGACCUUCUCAGAAGUUUUUGGCACUCACUGGAAGAUCCUGUGGUUUAUUCCUUUCAGGCAGAGGCAGCCACUGCGAGUUCCCUACCACUUUGCCAAUCAUGUCUAAACAGAUGGAUGGUGGGCACAGAUGGGUCCUCCAUGCUGGAAGUACAUUACAGGUUUUAUGAUAAUGGGACUAUGACAGUCUUCAAGUCAAUUAAAAUCCAGUCGUAGGCAUCACAUUGUGCCUCGGGCAUUAUUUUAGCUAUGGUCUUGAUUCUGUUCUGAAAUUGAUGCAAGUUAAACAAUCAACUUCAGGCUUAUUUACUUUAAAAUUAGAUUUCCAAAGAGAUUCCUUUUGUCUUUGAUGUUAAUACCAAAAGCAAACAACUGGAAUGUAGUCUUGAUCCAGUUUGAUACUGGCUCUUUUUUUUUUUUUUUUUUUUUUCUUUUUUACUUCUUUUUUUUCUUUUUUAUUUUCCAUGUAGGAAGCACUGAUGUUUACAUUGAUGGUUAGAUUUCUUACUAAGUGUCUUAUUCUGCCUUGAAAUUUUUUUUUAGGGUUCUUAUCAGUAGGUCUGUCUGGAUAAUAAUAGUAAUAAUGUUUUUUUUCCUGCUGCAUAUGUUUAAAAUUCCAUGAUUCUGCCAGUUAUUUAUGAUAUGCAAAAGUAAUCCUGCAGCACUGCACUAUGAAAGGUAAUAUUUAAAGCUGAAACAGAGUACUUCCUAAACCUCCUAAAGAGGUUUUGUAAAGGCAUACAAAUGUGUGUGUGUUUACAUAGAGAACAGUUUACAGUUUACAGUUAUCUUUUGAUAUGAUGUUAGUGAAGAGUGUUCAUGUCUUUAUGUCAGUGAGGGGGAUUAAAUAUUUCAGGGUAAACUAUGCAGAUACAGAGCAUGUUUUUCCCUAAAUCCCAAGGAUUCGAAUCAGCAAUAACCAACAAACAAGGUGAAUGGUGCAAAUACUAGAAUGAUUACUUUUGAGAAGUAGAGAUGUAAUUAGUAAGCAUAAUGUACCAUAAAGAAGAGUAUAUUGUCAGUAAAGUUAGAAAUUUUAUAUUUUGUUUAGUCUUGAUUAGCUGAAAUUGGUCUGUUUGUAUAUUAAAAGUAAAAAUAAUUAAAAAUAUUUAUACAGUAAAUAUAGAUUUGCUACUUACAUGAACAGUGAAGUAUAUUAACACAUUUAAUAGGGUACUAUGUUGAUGUAGAUAGCUUGUUGUUCAUUUAAGUAUGGAAGUAGUUAACCAAAGAAAGCAUCUUUCAGAUCUGGUAAAAUGAUAACUAUUUCCAAAGUACCGGCUCAGUCUUCUUGUAUCUGGAAAAAUUAUGUACUUGCUUUAGCACUCUGUAUCUAUACAAAUAUUGACUUCAGAUGAUUGUGAAAACUACUAUGGAUAUCUAGGAGAAAUUCACAGCUCAUUGUUUCCAGUUAGGCUGCUUACUGUGCUUGUUGCAUAGUCUAACAGGACUAGGAUCCACCUUAAAUGGCAUGCAGCAGGACACAAUAAAAGACACAAAUUCAUUAUUUAAUAUAUGUAUAUUGUGCAGAAAGUAAGUUUAUUUGCAAACUUUAUUUAUGUAAGUUACUUCAAAAAAAGAAAGGUAAGAUUUUUCAUGACUGGUGUUGUCAAAAAAAUUUUAGGUCAACUCUUUUGAAGUCUUAGUACAGUUACUGCUGGUGUUAGGUGUCUGUUUAUUGAAUUAACAGAUUUUAAUGAUAAUUUGAAAGUUCCAAAAAGUGCAUCUUAAAAAUCACCUUCAACUUUAAACUUUUGUAAAUGUGUAACAUUUCAUCCAACUUUACUUUUCCUGUCCUUUUAAAAAGAGUGUUUUAUUAAUUUAUAUUUAAAGCCUAAUGUUCAGCCAUUUUCCUUUAAUUUUUCCUUGUGCCAACUGUAGUGAUGUUAGACUUUCUUUCAAGUGGUAUUGGCAUAUCAACAGCAAUAUUUAAACAAAAAGAAGUUUGAGGAAAUGGGUGAAAAGACUGGAGCAGUGCUUGAAAUUGGAAGGAAUGUGUAAUAAAGUAAUAAAGUAAUGGCUCUAUUAUUUUCUUCCCUCCCUCCCCCACGAUUUAGUCUAUAUUUUAGGCAUAUACAGGGAAAUCAUAUGU
This is a messenger RNA of Oenanthe melanoleuca, 3570 nucleotides long. RefSeq names its product zinc finger DHHC-type palmitoyltransferase 21 (gene ZDHHC21). The record is from RefSeq and is a predicted model, not a curated record. Gene Ontology annotation, biological process: peptidyl-L-cysteine S-palmitoylation; protein targeting to membrane. Gene Ontology annotation, cellular component: endoplasmic reticulum; Golgi apparatus. The transcript is spliced from 9 exons. Bases 790 to 1587 code for a protein of 265 amino acids. Lineage: Eukaryota; Metazoa; Chordata; Aves; Passeriformes; Muscicapidae. Gene Ontology annotation, molecular function: protein-cysteine S-palmitoyltransferase activity.